Harpegnathos saltator (Jerdon's jumping ant) is the source of this 3211-nucleotide messenger RNA. RefSeq names its product Regulator of telomere elongation helicase 1 (gene Rtel1). The transcript has 12 exons. Bases 162 to 3089 code for a protein of 975 amino acids. The record is from RefSeq and is a predicted model, not a curated record. Gene Ontology annotation, cellular component: nucleus. Gene Ontology annotation, biological process: DNA replication; negative regulation of t-circle formation; negative regulation of DNA recombination. Gene Ontology annotation, molecular function: DNA binding; DNA helicase activity; hydrolase activity, acting on acid anhydrides, in phosphorus-containing anhydrides. NCBI's taxonomy places the organism in Eukaryota, Metazoa, Arthropoda, Insecta, Hymenoptera, Formicidae.
AUCCCUGAACUUUCUGGAACUUUCUGCAUUGGUGUACAUUCCGAUUCUCUAAAGUGUUCUCUUCAUCGAAAUGAGGUUUGGUUAGGUUCUCAGGCGGGAAAACUGUUGUUGAAUACUGUGAAAUAUCGUUGAUAUAAAUAAGUUUUUAAUUAAUUUGCAAGAUGCCAGACAUCACAAUUAAUGAUAUUAUUGUCAGUUUCCCUUUUAAACCAUAUUCUGUACAAGAGGAAUAUAUGCGUAAAGUGAUAGAAUGCCUACAAAAUGGUCAACACGGUGUUCUGGAAUCUCCCACAGGUACUGGGAAAACUCUCAGUCUACUAUGUUCUUCCUUAAGUUGGCUCUUAGCAAAAAAAGCUCAAUUACAAGCUCAAGUAAUAGCAAUUGAAAAGAAAGAUCUUGGAGGGAAUUUUUUUAAGCAUUUAACUAGUGGGCUUGAAAAAGCAGCAGGAGUACCUGAUAAUCCUCAAAAUUUUGGUUGGGCUAUGCCCAAAAUUAUUUAUGCAUCUCGAACACAUUCCCAACUUUCUCAAGCUAUGCAUGAGUUGAAAAGAACCUCUUAUAAACAUAUACCCACAGCUGUGCUGGGAUCUCGAGACCAAUUGUGUAUACAUCCAGAGGUUUCUAAAGAACCAACAACUUUUAAUAAAAUACAUAUGUGCCAUUCUAAAGUAAAGUCAAGAACUUGUUUUUAUUUCAAUAAUGUUGAGGCUAGAAAGGAUGAUCCCACCUUUAGACAAGAAGUAUUAGACAUAGAAGACUUAGUUAAAGCUGGACAGAAGCAUAAAUGUUGCCCUUAUUUCUUAGCAAAGGAAUUAAAGCAGAGUGCAGAUAUUGUUUUUAUGCCUUAUAAUUAUCUAUUGGACCCUAAAACACGAAAGUCACAGGGUAUAGAUUUACAAAAUACUGUAGUUUUGCUGGAUGAAGCUCACAAUGUUGAAAAAGUUUGUGAGGAAGCAGCAUCACUACAGAUAAGUAGUACAGAUGUUGCAAUGUGCAUCGAUGAAGUAACUGGAGUAAUGCGAGAUAUAUCUAAGGAAGUAGAAUUACAGAAUGACUUUUUAACAGAGAAUAAUGUUCAAAAAGAUUUCACAGCAGAAGAUUUGUGUAUCUUAAAAGCAAUGUUUUUGGAACUGGAGAAAGCAAUUGAUUCUAUUGAACUGAAGAAUCGUAAUGAAGGAGACACCUUGCCGGGUGGAUUCAUUUUUGAACUACUUGAAAAAGCACAGUUAACACAUGGCAAAGAGCAAAUUGUGGUGGAGAAAUUGGAGAAGAUUAUUUUGUAUCUGACAACUAUCAGUACUUCGCCAUUUACAAGAAAAGGAAACGCGCUACAAAAAUUCAGUGAUUUACUGAAAACUGCUUUUAAUAGCGGUAUUUCUGUCGCGCGUCACAAGGAAAAAGUGAUGCGCUGUUACAAGGUUCAUAUACAGAUAGAAGAGCAAAAAAAGAACUACAAGAAUGACGUUUGGGAGAGCAAAAAAACAACGACAAAGACGGAUGGAAAACUUAUCAGUUAUUGGUGUUUCAGUCCUGGCUUUGGGAUGCAACAAAUGGUAGAACAGGGAGUACGUUCAGUAGUACUUACGAGUGGUACAUUGUCUCCGUUAAAACCAUUUAUAUCUGAACUUGGUAUACCAAUCGCCGUCCAAUUAGAGAACCCACACAUUGUAACAAAGGAACAAGUGUGUGUUGGUGUCCUCAGUCAAGGGCCGGAUAACCAUCCGCUUAAUUCAUCUUAUAAUACAAGGAAUGAUCCGAAAUAUAUUGCAUCUCUAGGAAGAACGUUGUAUAACUUCAGUUGUAUCGUACCACAUGGUUUAUUAAUAUUUUUCCCUUCGUAUCCAAUCAUGAGGAAGUGUAGAGAUGAGUGGCAAAAUAUGGGUCUAUGGACGCAAAUUUCCGAACGUAAGCCUAUUUAUGUAGAACCCAAUUCCAAGGAUGGUUUUGUCAAUGUGAUGAAUGAAUAUUACCAAAAGAUUAAAGACCCGUUGUGUAAAGGUGCUAUUUUUAUGGCAGUAUGCAGAGGUAAAGUCAGCGAAGGUCUAGACUUUGCAAAUGCAAACGGUAGAGCUGUAUUAAUCAUCGGUCUUCCAUUUCCACCUUUGAAGGAUCCACGAGUUAUGUUGAAGCAAAGGUAUUUGGAAGAAAUAAGGACUACAGAGAAACAGGGUUUAACCGGACAAGAAUGGUAUCAACUCGAAGCAUCACGGGCUGUUAAUCAAGCUAUUGGUCGAAUAAUAAGACAUAAAAACGACUAUGGUGCUGUGAUACUCUGUGAUUGUAGAUUUGAAAAUCCAAACUUUAAAAAACAAUUAUCUGCUUGGCUUAGACCGUACAUAAAAAAAUUUACGAAUUUCGGAAUAAUCACAAAAGAAUUGCGAGAAUUCUUUAAAUAUGCAGAAAGUACUUUGCCACAACCUGGUAUCACUCAUUCACAAUAUGGAAAUGAUGUUAUUUCACUACCUGCUGUGGGUGCUACCUUUGAAACAACAGUGCCUCGCUCGCUUAAACAGAAAGCGGAAACUAGUACCCUUAUGACAAAAUCUACGAACGAUAGUUUUAACAUAAAUACGUAUUUAGAUGAAAGUGCAAAAGAUAAACAGUCACUGAAGCCACAAUCCUCAAUCAAUUUUAGUAGUUGCAAAUUAAAAGACUAUCAAAGUACUUGUGAACUAGCAAAACACAUCGAUGAACCAGCCAUAAAACGAAGAAAAAUUAAUAUUUUGCCAUCCAAAAUUGAUGCAUAUUUUUCUGGCCCUUCAACGGUUCCGUUGACAGAUCCAGAAAGUAAUACUGCAGGUCCUAUACAAAUUAAUAAGGAAACGGAUAAGAGUGAUAAAAAGACAUUAGGAAAACAAUACUUAAAAGAUGUAAAACAAACAUUAUCAGAGAGUGAUUAUAAAUUAUUUGCGACAAUGAUACAAAGUUAUACACAAAGUGGCGAUUUUGAAAAAUUAUUAAAAACAUUGUCGAUUUUAUUUCCACCAACUGGCCGGUUGCAAUAUUUGUUUACAGGGUUUAAAAGUUUUUUAAAGAAACAACAUAUAGCAACUUUUGAGAAUUAUACGAAGAAUAUAAGACAUCCUUAAUUCAAUCAGUUUGGAAUAUUUACCAGACAUAAUGCAAAUGUUAAGUAUACAUGUAUAUAUUCUUAUUUAUUUAAUUAAACUAUUUUUAGUGUAGAUUAAUAAAAGUAAACAUUUUUUAUUAA